Molecule: messenger RNA, 1641 nt
Organism: Nyctereutes procyonoides (raccoon dog)
Lineage: Eukaryota; Metazoa; Chordata; Mammalia; Carnivora; Canidae
Gene: IFNGR2
Product: interferon gamma receptor 2
Exons: 7
Coding region: 85-1107 (340 amino acids)
Molecular function (GO): protein binding
Source: RefSeq, a predicted model, not a curated record
ACGUGAGCCGCUCGGGGGACCCCGCGCCGGGGCCGGGCCGCUCCCAGAGCCGCGGCCGAGCCGGCGGCGCCGCAGCCCCGGGCCAUGCGGCCGCCGCCGCCGCCGCUGCUGCUGCUGUUGUUGCUGCUCGGCGGCCGCGGCGCCGCGGCGUCCCCAGCAGACUCCCUUUCCCAGCUCCCUGCUCCUCGAAACCCGAAGGUUCACCUGUACAACGCCGAGCGGGUUCUGAGCUGGGAGCCAGUGUCCCUGAGCAAUGACUCGAGGCCCGUGGUCUACCAGGUGCAGUAUAAAUACGCCUCUGGCAGUCAGUGGUACGACUUCAGUGUGGACAGCAUAGGUGUGAACUGUAUGAACAUCACCACGACGGAGUGUGACUUCACCCCAACCAGCCCUUCACAGGAGUUCCUACCACACUUAAACGUCUCCUUGCGUGUCCGAGCUAAGGUGGGAGACCUGGUUUCCACCUGGGUCAGAGUGCCAUGGUUCCAGUACCUUAGGAAUGUGACCGUUGGGCCUCCUGAAAACGUUUGGGUGACUCCAGGAGAAGGCUCCCUUGUCAUCAGGUUUUCCUCUCCCUUUGACAUCUCUCCCUCCUCUGCCACUUUUUUGUAUUACGUCCAUUACUGGGAAAAGGGCGGAAUCCAAAAGGUUAAAGGCCCUUUCAGGAGCAACUCCAUUGUGUUGAAUGACCUGAAGCCCUUAAGAGAAUACUGUUUACAAGUCAAGGCGCAACUGGUUUGGACAGUUUCAAAGCUCUCUAGACUCGGACAUUUAAGCAACGUAUCUUGCUACGAAACAGCAGCAGAUGCUACUACCAAGCUUCAGCAAAUCAUCAUAAUUGCCGUGGGAAUCUUUCUGUUGCUGUUGGCACUGGCAGGGGCCUGUUUCUUCCUGGUCCUGAAAUACAAAGGCCUGAUAAAAUACUGGUUUCAUUCUCCACCAACCAUCCCAUUACAAAUAGAAGAGUAUUUAAAGGACCCAAGCCAGCCUAUCUUAGAGGCCCUGGACAAGGACAGCUCGCCAAAGGAUGACACCUGGGACUCUGUGUCCAUAGUUUCGUUUCCAGAGAAGGAGCGAGAAGAUGUUCUCCAAAGCACUUUGAACUAAAACUCUGGUCCAGCCAGCCAGCCUGUGGGAUGAGAGCUCUGAGCCAUUGAAGCUGCUGACGUUCCUGUCAGUACUUUACGGAGCCCUGCAUUCCAUAGUCCUGCCCCCAGAAGCCCGAUGGUGCCUUGGAAGAUGUAACGGGUCUCAUGGGGGAGGCACACUUAUUUUUUUUUCCUUUAAACUAAGGGUUUUCUAAUCAUACAAGUUUCCAGAAUUAUUAUACAGAGAUAUCCCAGAAAAGUUAAGAUUUCUCUUAAACACUAAAAAGCCAUGCAAUUAUUUGUCAGCAAAACAGCUCUGACACACCUGAUGUUUUGCUCAUUGGCAGCCGGGACACAGGGUCCUCUCCUUGACUGGACCCCUCAAGCAGAUCACAUAACCUGUCUGUCCCAGCCUGUCCCAACAAGGGACAAUGAGUGGCCCUUCUUCAUAUCCAGUCUCUCAGCUUAAAAUGUGAUUAGUCCUGUAAAUAUUAUCCUGCGAUUUAAGCCUUUUUUUUUUUUCAGGCUAGGGAAUAAAAGAUUGUGUAAUUAA